Messenger RNA from Tripterygium wilfordii, 569 nucleotides. RefSeq lists its product as uncharacterized. The record is from RefSeq and is a predicted model, not a curated record. NCBI's taxonomy places the organism in Eukaryota, Viridiplantae, Streptophyta, Magnoliopsida, Celastrales, Celastraceae. The coding region runs from base 172 to 447 and encodes 91 amino acids. The transcript is spliced from 3 exons.
GCGUGCGAGAGCUUCGUCAACGAUGACGGACGGUGGAAAAGAAAAACAAAUGAUCUGCUGCUGCAUCCGCAAUCGAAGGGACAAAACCUGGACUUUUUCUCUUUAUCUUUCUCUCUCUUGUUUGGGGAAGAGACACGUUGUGCCAUUAAUUCUAACAAUCUGUAUAUAUACAUGUUAUCCAGAUCCAGAACUCCGCCAUCACUGCUCUCCCUAACCAUUGACACGGCUGUUCUUCACCUCUCUGACGUCUCGGAUCUAUCUCCUCUUCCUGAUCACAUCCUUCUCGAUCUCUUCCUGAGAACACUCAGUGCCGGAAAGCUGACAGAAAAGAUUCUAAAGCUCUUUAUGGCAUCUGGGAGAGAAGAAGUCAUUUCAUUCAUCCAGGCUUUGAAUAUUCAGCACGUCUUCAUCCCUGUUCUUCCCACCAGAUGUUCUGAGAAAUUCUAGUUUUUGCUGAAAUUGUGUUAGCGCAUCCUUUUUUAGCUCCCAGCUACACUAUUAUUCAGGUGGAUAAAAAAGUUUCUGAAUCUCGAAUAUCUAUAUUUCCGAGAUGUCUCUAGUGAACAUCA